AUGGUGGACUUUGCCAAUCAGAACUACAGCAAUCCGAAACUGAGCUUCUUACAAAUGAAUAUUUCCUGUGAAAAUCUGCCCAUUGAUUUCGAAAAUCAAUUUGACCACAUUUUCUCUUUCUACUGUCUGCACUGGGUUCAAAAUCAAAGUGUUGAUUCGUCAUACAAAGAAUCCAUUGUAUACCCUCUUGCAACAGUUGAUAAUACAGGAAGGGUUGUAAUGAUGAAUGGUGGUAUUUUUUCCUCGUUUUGCAAAAUCGACGUCAGUUAUUUUCCAUUUGAUGUGCAAACAUGCACAUUAAAUUGGGCAUCUUGGACAUACACCAUUGAUAAGGUCGAUUUAAUCCUUGAAGAAAAUGAAAUAUCAACUUUCAGUCCAGAAGACAAUGGUGAAUUCGAUUUGCUGAGUUUCUCUUCAAGAAAAUCUAUUUUUAUUACAGCAACUUAUAAAAGAUCGAUUCCGUACAUACAAUGCGUUUACUCGUCUUUUGCGUACCUUGCCGUUCAAAUGAAAAAGUAA
Molecule: messenger RNA, 519 nt
Organism: Agrilus planipennis (emerald ash borer)
Lineage: Eukaryota; Metazoa; Arthropoda; Insecta; Coleoptera; Buprestidae
Product: neuronal acetylcholine receptor subunit beta-4-like
Exons: 4
Coding region: 1-519 (172 amino acids)
Biological process (GO): nervous system process; chemical synaptic transmission; regulation of membrane potential
Cellular component (GO): neuron projection; synapse; membrane
Molecular function (GO): extracellular ligand-gated monoatomic ion channel activity; transmembrane signaling receptor activity; neurotransmitter receptor activity
Source: RefSeq, a predicted model, not a curated record